Messenger RNA from Cylicocyclus nassatus, 1470 nucleotides. The record is from the annotation of a GenBank genome assembly. Lineage: Eukaryota; Metazoa; Nematoda; Chromadorea; Rhabditida; Strongylidae.
AUGGAAAGUUCCCGCGAACUUUGUCGUGCUAGCCAGCCGAUCGGCGCUGGACCACGCUUCGAGGGCGCGCGCUUGAGGAAGCGGAUGUCGAAAUACAUAACGCCACAGCCUAGGAUCUCGUCUGGAGGUGCGAAGAAGUCGAGAAGAGCAGCCCACGACUGCUCACACGUGCAGUGGCAAGUUUCAUAUCGGGGAAGCUCUUCGCUGGGUACAACUGAAAGGAAUAAAGCUGCUUUUUGUGAUAAGGAAGGUGGUGUUUUGGAAAAACGGGAUAUCGACGAUAAAAUACUGACACCUCUCAAUAAGAAACGAUCUGAUGUUGUAAAAGGAACACUUUCGCCAUUUCCGGCUGGAAAGACCAUGCAAAAAAUUAAGUGGAACUGCGAACUGGAAAAAAAAGCCAAAACAGCAUUGGAAACAGUGGCUCCUGCAACUUGUCUUGCUGGACCGACAGCACCAGCAGACAAUGCUGCCAUCUACCACACGGAUGCUGCUGGAGCUGCACUGGAUGUUUUAGUGCAGGGAAUGCUCGGCAAAGUUGAUACGCUCGCAAAAGCUACUGAUUUUGAUGAGAACAACGGCAAUGUUGUGGUUGUAGCUCCUAACGGCGCUAUGGAUCUUAUUCGAUCAGAUACGACAGAAAUUGGAUGUGCUGUUAAAGAAUGCGAUGAUGACGCCACACCUGCAGUAAAGCACAGUAAUGUGUAUUGCCUUACUAAUCAAAAAGCUCUCGCUAAAGACGAUUCUAUCUAUCCGUUAUCCGGAGGAGGUUGCAAAGCUGAUGCGGACUGCGCUGCUGACAAAAACGAAACUUGUGACACCACUUUGGGACUAUGUGAGGUGCCCGAAACCACCGCAGUGCUACCUAAAGGAAAGAAUACUCUCUGCUCAAAGAACGAAGGAAUGACCGAUGCUCUCAGAACGCAGUUUCUAGAUAUGCAUAACUACAGGAGAAGCAUACUCGCAAAAGGCCAGGUUCAGAGACCGAGUGGGAAUUAUUUGCCAACGGGAGCAAAUAUCAUAAAAUUGAAAACUAAUUGCACUAUGGAAAAAGAAGCUAUUGAAGAAGUACGAGAUUGUCCGACUCUUAAGGAAGCGCAUGGUACGUAUGGUAAAAACUUUGAUAGGUUCUCAUCGAGUACCGCUAUAAGGAACUACGAAGAUGCAGUCAAAAAGGCUGUGACAAAUUGGUGGAAAGUGGUUCGCACGGAUAACACGGGACCAGGAAUGCAGGUGACAUUCCGUGACAACCAUGUUGGAACACCUGUAGAAACGUAUGCCCAGAUCGCCUGGGCUGAUACCAAAGAGAUUGGAUGUGCUAUAGCCAAUUGCUCAUCGGCCUACACCGUUAUAUGUCUUUAUAGUCCAAAAGGUAACAUUCCGGACCAAGUUUUAUACAAGACUGGAAAGACCUGCUCUGCUUGUCCCAGUGGGACGAAAUGCGACAGCGGUCUUGGGCUCUGUGUCUAG